AUGAGCGACAAUGGCAGUUAUCUGGAACCUACGCGGGCUAUUUUCACGCAAAGCGACUUGCAUCACUUCCUCGGAUCUCCGGCCCAGCAAAUGAUAUUGGUGUUUGUAAAGCAUCUGAACGAGAGUGUUAAGAGUAAACGUAUCUCGAGUGAUUAUGAAGUGUCACCGAACGUUCAAAAGGCAGUAGACCUAUUGAACGAAGUCAACUCGUGGAUUGUCGAGAUUCCACCUAUUGACCAACCCAUGCGCUUUGGCAACAAGGCUUUUCGUAUAUUUUACGAUCGAGUUAUCGAGAGAACACGUACGAUGCAGGAGAAUAUGCUGCCGGAGGAAAAGCGUGGCGCUGUUAUUGAACUGGCGGCAUAUCUGGAUGACUCUUUCGGAAACCGCGUCCGGAUCGAUUAUGGCACAGGCCAUGAAACCAGCUUUAUUGUGUGGAUGUGUUGCCUGCACAAAAUUGGCUUCUUUAAACAAUCGGACUUCCCAGCACUUGUGCUGCGUCUCUUCAAUUCAUACCUAGCGCUAAUGCGCCGACUACAGAAGCAAUAUAUGCUCGAGCCAGCAGGCUCUCAUGGCGUCUGGGGCCUCGAUGACUACCAUUGCCUUCCGUUCUACUUUGGAUCUGCCCAACUCAUUGGGCAGCACGAGAUCUUACCUGAAAGCGUACACGAUGACACUGUAUUGCAGGCAAGUCACGAGGAAUAUUUGUAUCUGGAUGCUAUCAAGUUUAUCAAGGAAGUAAAGGCAGGCUCACCAUUUGCAGAGACAUCACCGAUGUUGAACGACAUCAGUGCACUACCAUCAUGGGAGAAGACCAACGGAGGUAUGCUGAAGCUGUACGAGGGUGAAGUGCUGAAGAAAUUGCCAGUCAUCCAGCAUUUGCGCUUUGGUACACUCUUCCCUUGCACAUGGACGCCAAGCCACGCAGCCGACGAUGGUUCGACCUAUGUCCCGUUAAGCACGCAUCAAGGUACAAGCACUCGUGCUCCUAACUUUGCUGUAGAAGGUGUAUCGACCAAAGCGCCGUGGGUUACUGCAGCAACGCAUCCGUCCACGCAAAACACAUCGAUGUCGCCCCUACAUCAAGCCACGAAGACGCCGGAGAAGUAA
This is a messenger RNA of Peronospora belbahrii, 1110 nucleotides long. NCBI's taxonomy places the organism in Eukaryota, Oomycota, Peronosporomycetes, Peronosporales, Peronosporaceae. The record is from the annotation of a GenBank genome assembly.